This is a messenger RNA of Solanum tuberosum (potato), 1743 nucleotides long. RefSeq names its product hydroxyphenylpyruvate reductase-like. The coding region runs from base 633 to 1574 and encodes 313 amino acids. NCBI's taxonomy places the organism in Eukaryota, Viridiplantae, Streptophyta, Magnoliopsida, Solanales, Solanaceae. Gene Ontology annotation, cellular component: cytosol. Gene Ontology annotation, molecular function: NAD binding; hydroxypyruvate reductase [NAD(P)H] activity; glyoxylate reductase (NADPH) activity. The record is from RefSeq and is a predicted model, not a curated record. The transcript has 2 exons.
GUUUUUCAAAAUUAUCUUUCAACGUCAUGACUCACAAUUCAGGUAUUUUUAAGCUCAUUUAAUCAAGUGUAGAGGUGUUUUUAGUAAUAAACAUAGCUCAGGAAUGUAAGUAAUAAUUCGUGUUAAGUUCGAGGACAUUUUCAUCACUUUUCAAUUAUAAUUGACAUAAUACAUAUGCUAUUUAAUUUGGAUUCAGAUGUCAUGUAGGCCCUCCAACUUUUGGUGUGCAGAAAUAUACACUUAAACUUGUAUAAGAUUGAACAAGUAGACACACCAUCCUACUUGACAUAAUGCACAUAGGAUGACACACUGGACACACAAUUUUCAUGUAGGAACAUCACGCAAGAUGAAUGUGUGAUGUGUCUAAUUGUUCAAUCUUAUAAUACCAAUUUAAGUGUCUACUUGGCACACCCAUAGCUAGAGGACAUAGAUGCAAGAUGAAGCCAAGUUGAAGGACACGUUUAUGUAGUAUGGGUAUAUAAUUCACAUGAUAAUUGUACACGUUUUAGAGCCCAAUCACUGAGAACCACCAAAUUGUACUAUCAAAAGAUAAGUUAGUUAUAAAGAAUCAACACAGUUUCAAUUCUUCUCAAUCUUGCAGACACUUAUAACUAAUCUCAUAUAGAAGAAAAAUGGAAUCUAUAGGAGUACUAAUGGCAUGUCCAAUGUCAUCAUACUUAGAACAACAACUCGAUAAUCGAUUCAACCUCAUACGUUACUGGAACUUCUCCGACAAGAAACAAUUCAUCAACAACUACGCGCAUUCAAUACGUGCUGUUGUGGGCAACGCUGCUGCUGGUGCUGAUGCAGAGCUUAUCGAGGCGUUGCCUCAGCUAGAAAUUGUGACUAGUUUCAGUGUUGGUUUAGAUAAGAUUGAUUUGAACAAGUGUAAAGAGAAGGGUAUUAGAGUGACUAAUACACCUGAUGUGUUAACUGAGGAUGUUGCUGAUCUUGCUAUUGGAUUAAUGUUGGCUGUGCUUAGGAGGAUUUGCGAGUCUGAUCGAUAUGUUAAGAAGGGAUUGUGGAAGGCCGGUGAUUUCGAGUUGACUUCUAAGUUUAGUGGCAAAAGAGUUGGUAUCAUAGGAUUAGGGAGGAUUGGCUUAGCAAUUGCAAAGAGAGCAGAGGCUUUUGAUUGUCCAAUCAGUUACUAUGCGCGAUCAGAAAAGGCAAAUACAAAUUACAACUACUAUCCAACUGUAGUAGAACUGGCUACCAACUGUGAGAUCCUGGUUGUGGCGUGUGCCCUAACUCCUGAGACUCGUUACAUUGUCAACCGCGAAGUGAUUUAUGCAUUAGGUCCAAAAGGGAUUCUUAUCAACAUUGGAAGGGGACCUCAUGUUGAUGAAAAAGAGAUGGUAUCUGCUCUUCUUGAUGGUCGAUUAGGGGGCGCUGGCCUUGAUGUGUUUGAGAAUGAACCUGAAGUACCUGAUAAGCUGUUUGGCCUUGAAAAUGUGGUCUUGUUGCCUCAUGUAGCUAGUGGUACAGAGGAGACACGCGAGUCGAUGGCUGACAUUGUCAUUGGUAACUUAGAAGCUCACUUUCAGAACAAACCACUGUUAACUCCAGUAGUUUAGUAAUGUAACUAAGAUUUUGGUUGUCAUGGUUGUCUGGAGGGCUACAUGUUGAUGUAAAUUUUGGUUCCUUUGUUAAGACUCUUGCUAAUCCCUGCGUUGUUAAUCUCUGCAUUACUAAUCCAUGCAUUACUAAUCCCUGUGUUAUCAAUGUUUGUAUCAAACAACCCCU